AUGUGGGUAGGGUCUGUGCUAGAGUUACCUCAGUUAGAGGCAUACACCAUCGAAUGUGAAGCUAAGCCGCCAAGAAGAUGUGAGGCCACCAAAACCCAAUUAAAGACACACGCCAUCAAAUAUGAAGCUAAGCCAACAAGAUGUGUGACCUCCAAUACCCAGUUAGAGGCGCAUGCCAUCAAAUGCGAAGCUAAGCCAAGAAGAUGUGAGGCGUCCAAUACCAAGAUGGUGGCGUACGCCAUCAAAUGUGAAGCUAAGCGAAUAAGAUCUAAGCCAAGAAAAUGUGAGACCUCCAAUACCCAGUUAGAGGCGCACGCCAUCAAAUGUGAAGCUAAGCCAAGAAGAUGUGAAGCCUCCAAUACCCAGUUAGAGGCGUACACCAUCAGAUAUGUAACUAAGCCAACAAGAUUUUUUGCCCCCAAUACCAAGAUAGAGUCGCACGCCACCAAACGUGAAGUCUAG
Homalodisca vitripennis (glassy-winged sharpshooter) is the source of this 462-nucleotide messenger RNA. RefSeq names its product salivary glue protein Sgs-4-like. The record is from RefSeq and is a predicted model, not a curated record. Lineage: Eukaryota; Metazoa; Arthropoda; Insecta; Hemiptera; Cicadellidae. The coding region runs from base 1 to 462 and encodes 153 amino acids. The transcript is spliced from 3 exons.